Drosophila elegans is the source of this 3240-nucleotide messenger RNA. RefSeq lists its product as uncharacterized. The transcript is spliced from 3 exons. The record is from RefSeq and is a predicted model, not a curated record. Bases 533 to 2206 code for a protein of 557 amino acids. Lineage: Eukaryota; Metazoa; Arthropoda; Insecta; Diptera; Drosophilidae.
AGAUAGCUACAACUCCUGUUCCCGGUUCGUUUUGUCAUUCCCAUUCCAUUCCCAGUUCCCGUCACACGAGUUAGCAGCGCACAGCUGCAUCGGAGAUCCUUUUUGUGGCGUGCUCGCUAACAUAACCCCUUUUUAUUGGUUGCCAACGACGCCCAUGCUACAGGCAGAAAGCAGAAACAGAAGAAGAAGAAGCAGCACGAAGCGAAGCAGAGGCAACAGCAACACAGAAAAACAGCAAAAGCAAAGCAUUGGAGUAGUUGUUUGGAUGUGGACGGAAAGGCAGACUGGCGGCGACUAACUAAAAGCAGUACAUUGAAAGGAGCAGCUCGGAGCGGACAGGAUAAGGAUAAUAAGCAGUCGAUAACAGCCAGCGACAAAUUUGGCUUAUAUAUUUAAGCCAACCAGCCAGUCAGUCAGCCGGGCACUUGCGAAGUAGCCAACGUCCUGGGCCCCAAGAUACCAGAAUACCCGUACCCACCAAAUCACCAAUCACCAACCAUUAGCAGGCGACGACGACACACAUCCGCAGAAGAUGUCCAACGGCAAGGCGACGGUGUCGUUCUUUGAGAACGGGAGCACCAAACAGUUCGAGUAUUGCUACCAGAUGUAUCCGCAGGUCCUCAAGCUGAAAGCGGAGAAGCGCUGCAAGAAGCCGCAGGAGCUGAUCCGACUGGACCAGUGGUACCAGAACGAACUGCCCAAAUUGAUUAAGGCGCGCGGCAAGGAUGCGCACAUGGUAUACGAUGAGCUUGUCCAGUCGAUGAAAUGGAAACAGUCGCGCGGCAAGUUCUAUCCGCAGUUGUCCUACCUGGUCAAGGUCAACACACCACGGGCCGUCAUCCAGGAGACGAAGAAGGCCUUCCGCAAGCUGCCCAAUCUGGAGCAGGCGAUCACAGCACUAUCGAACCUCAAGGGUGUCGGCACCACAAUGGCCAGUGCCCUGCUGGCAGCCGCUGCUCCCGACUCGGCACCAUUUAUGGCCGAUGAGUGCCUGAUGGCCAUACCAGAGAUCGAGGGCAUCGAUUACACCACCAAGGAGUACCUCAACUUUGUCAAUCACAUCCAGGCAACCGUGGAGCGCCUAAAUGCGGAGGUCGGUGGCGACACGCCACACUGGUCGCCGCAUCGCGUGGAACUGGCCCUCUGGUCGCACUACGUGGCCAACGAUCUCAGUCCCGAGAUGCUCGACGAUAUGCCGCCGCCGGGAUCCGGCGCACCAGGCACUGGCUCACUCAGCACAAACGGCAGCAGCAGCAAGGUGCUCGACGGCGACGACACCAACGACGGUGUGGCCGUUGAUCUGGACGACGAGAGCCAGGGAGCAGGCGGUCGCAACACUGCUACGGAAUCGGAAACGGAGAAUGAGAACACGAACCCGGCUGCCCUGAUGCCUCUGCAGUCGGGCGAGGUCAAGAACAACAGCAACGCAGCUGCCGUGGGCGCCGCCCUACAGGAUGGCGACUCAAACUUUGUGUCGAACGAUUCCACCUCCCAGGAGCCAAUCAUUGACGAUAACGAUGGCACCACACAGACAACGGCCACCACGUCCACGGAGGAUGGUGAGCCCAUAGCCCUGGGCAUUGGCAUCGGUUUGGGUGGCACACCGCUCGCCUCCGACUCUGAAAGCAAUCAGGAGGCGCCGCCCAAGACCAACAGCCUGACCAUCCUGACUCCGACACAGCCCUCGACCCAGACCCAGACCCAGGAUCAGGCGCCGAGCCAGCCCCUCAAAACUAACAAGUCGAUCACUAACAACGGCCAGGUGGCUCCUUUGGCAGCAGAAGAGGUGGUCACAGCAGCACCACAGCCUGCCAGCAAAGCGACUGCAGCAGUAGUAGCAGCAGCCAAUGGAAAUGGAAACGGCAACGGCGUUUUGGGCGACGACGAUGAGGACGAGGUGGAUGACGAUGAGGAGGACGAGCUGGAAGAGGAGGAUGAACACGAGGCGGAGCUAGAGGCUGACGAGAGCAAUAGCAGCAACGGCAUUGUGCGGGACAGUAAGCUGCAGCAGCUGGCGGCGAGCAAGGCGGCGGAUGCGGUUUUGCCCGUUGAGUCAGCGGAUGCAAAUUCGGCGCCUGCCAUCGGACAGAAGCGUACGGCCCUGCACUGUGAGAUGGAGUUGAAUAACGCCGGUGGAGUGGGUGUUGGCGUGGGCGUGGGCGUGGGGGAGAAGUCGCCAGAGCUAAAGAAACUGCGCAGCGAAUGAAGCGGAGGUGAGGAUAGGAUACGAAAUACGGAUACGGAUGCGGAUGCGGAAACGGGGAUCGGUUCAGUUCGGUUCGGCUCGCCGCGUAUCUGGUGGAAAGACAUAUGUAUGUAGUGCAGUUGAGUCGACAUAGAGACAUAGAGCAACAUUACCUACACUUUACCACAACAACAUUCAAGAAAUUCUACUAUUAAGCAACUAAUUAUACAUACAUAUAAUAUAUUAUAUAUAUAUCUAUAUAUAUACAACAUAUAACGAGAAGCAAACAUCCAACACACACCACUCUCAUACACACCACACAACACAACACAACACCACACCACACAAAACACAACCAAUCCGACAUAACAUAACAUAACCGAUCAGAUCAGAGCGGAAUAUAAGAUCCCGUUCCAGCAAGCAGAACUACAAACAUUUCAAUAGCAUAUGAAGCGCGCCAAGAUGAAGAAUCCGAUCAAGAAUCCGAAGAACAAGCAGCAACAGCAGCAGCACCAGCAGCAGUAAAAGAGAGUUCAGAACGCAGCGUUAACGUAAUAUUAUAACUGAAACGAAAAGCAAAUGCAUAACAUGAAUAGUAACUAUAAAACAAGAUCAGAUGAAAAUCGAUAUUUUUACACAGUCAAAAGGAACAUUUAAAUAUAAAGAAAUUUACAAAUGCCGCAGUUGCCCACUACAUACAAAAACAAAAAAUAUAAAAACAAAAAAAAAAAAAACAAAAUGAAUGAUUAAGAUGGAAAAAACAAUAAUUAUAAUAAAACACAAAAAUAAUUUAUAUACAUAAGUAUUUAAAUUUAAUAAUAAAUCAAAAACUUGUCGCAGAAACCAAGUCCAAACCACCACCUUCACCCCCUCGACCUUCGACCCCGCAGCAAUUCGCGCUCUCUCUCUCUCUCUCGCACACACAAACAACACACGCCGCACACACAACACCCACAUACACACUCGGAAGAAACAAAACAAAAACAAAACUCAUUUCAACACUAAGAAAUUUUUGUGGUCGUAAUUAUAAUAAUAUAAUUUAUAUUUUAUGUGUA